GCAAAAUAUAUAAAAUUAAAUAAACUUCGUAGUAUGAACGUCAGAUGUCAUUUUAAUCCAACGAAUCCUAACCUUACAAAUUCAUAAUGUUACACAUGUGAAUUGUAAUAUAUAUAUUUACAAAAAUGAUUGAAUGUUUGGAGAAAAUAACGUGUGUCGAAGACAUAUUAAAUUCAAACAAAGAAUCAGCGGAGAAUAAAAGUGAAACAAAUGGCAAACACGAGGAUAAAAGUAAUCGGAAAAGGAACAAUAAAGUAGAUGGUAAAGACAUUACUAAAAAUAUAAUACCAAGAGGUAAACCAAAGUCUGGAAGAGUUUGGAAAGAACCGAAGAAAAAAUUUUCAUCGAUCAUAAAAACACGAGGUAUUAGAAUAUCGACAGAGAAGAAGCAUAAAUUGAGAGCAGAUUUAAAGAGAGUUAAAGAAUUGUCUAAUGACAUAAAAGCUAAAAGGGAAGCGGAGAAACAGGCAAAGAAGGAAAGGAGAAGGGAAAAUUUGAAACGUGCGGAGGAAAACAGGAUAAAGAGCGACGUAGUUCAAGUUAUACAGAAUUCAGCGAAAAUAAAGAGAAUGAAGAAGAAACAGUUACGAAUGAUUGAAAAACGAGAUACUCUAAAGACUUAAGGAAAAUUGUGUAUAUUUAAGAUAUAUUAUUAAUGUUUCGCAAUUAUAGAAAAUUGUAUAAAUAUUUUGGA
Molecule: messenger RNA, 694 nt
Organism: Ceratosolen solmsi marchali
Lineage: Eukaryota; Metazoa; Arthropoda; Insecta; Hymenoptera; Agaonidae
Product: coiled-coil domain-containing protein 86
Exons: 3
Coding region: 126-623 (165 amino acids)
Cellular component (GO): nucleolus
Source: RefSeq, a predicted model, not a curated record